UUCAUCUCUUGUAGUGUUCCCGUUUGACUCAAACAGUCACGGUUCUCGCGAAAGGGCACAUUUUACAAGCGCUCUUGCAAAUUUCGGCGUGAGGCUGGCAACAUCCAUCCCACGAUGGACUACGACAAGCUCAAGCAGCAAUACCGAAAUGAGUUCGACCCUGGUAGCUAUCAAGACAUGGUGAUGAAGCUCGACUUUCUCUAUCUGUUUUACCAACGUGAGGUCAACGAACUCCUCCGCAGAGACGUCUUCAAGAACUCAGCAACUUUGUUGGAAUUUGGCUGUGGUCCGACGCCUUUCAGCAUGUUCCCGAUGACCAAGAAGUUUCACGAGGUUGUACUAUGCGAAUACCUGGAGCAGAACCGGCGCGCUGUCCAAAAAUGGGUGAACAAUGAAGCAGAUGCCCUCGACUGGUCUUUCCUAGCGGAGUCUCAAGCGCUACUUGAAGGCUACAGCGACCUGAAGACUGGAUGUUCUGAAGUUGAAGAGCGCACAAGGAGAGCCAUCAAGCAUAUUAUCCCCUGCGACGUAUAUGAUAUGGGGGUUAUGCCCAAAGAGCAUCGAAUCGAAUACGACGUCCUGUUCACUUCUCUUUGUUUCGAAGGCGCAGCGGUGGACCUGGAGGCUUACAAUUCGGUUGUUUCCAAUGUCACUCAGCUGGUCAAACCUGGAGGGGUCAUAGUUCAGUGUGGCGUCCUGAAGUGUAAGACUUACACGGUCGGACAGGCAGUGUUCGAUGCCAUGUACCUGACAGAGGAUAUUGUGAAAGGUGCCUUGGAGAAAGCUGGAUUUGAGAUCAAGAAUUGGAAAGUUGAUGAAGCAAAAACAGCGAAAGAUAUGGAUUACGAGUACGAUGGUGCUUUUAUAGUCGUGGCUACGAAGUUAUAGAGAUUUUUGAAUAAAUGCUAAGAAUUCCUAAUUCAGGUGUAGCGUGUUGUUAUAAUCUGUGGCCUCGCGACGUCCUCUUGGUUGGAGUCGCAGAGUUUCAUGUGUAGUUUGUGUAACCUAUGUGCCAGAAUAAACAUGGUAUACAUGUUGA
Messenger RNA from Ornithodoros turicata, 1039 nucleotides. RefSeq names its product nicotinamide N-methyltransferase-like. Gene Ontology annotation, cellular component: cytosol. The record is from RefSeq and is a predicted model, not a curated record. Lineage: Eukaryota; Metazoa; Arthropoda; Arachnida; Ixodida; Argasidae. Bases 115 to 888 code for a protein of 257 amino acids. Gene Ontology annotation, molecular function: N-methyltransferase activity. The transcript is spliced from 3 exons.